Molecule: messenger RNA, 2046 nt
Organism: Penicillium atrosanguineum
Lineage: Eukaryota; Fungi; Ascomycota; Eurotiomycetes; Eurotiales; Aspergillaceae
Product: glutaminase family protein
Exons: 2
Coding region: 1-2046 (681 amino acids)
Source: RefSeq, a predicted model, not a curated record
AUGUUUUCCCAAGCUCUUGGUGCGGUCGCUCUGGCUGUAUCGUGCUUGGUGUCAGUCAGCACGGCCAUUACAUAUUCUCCCGUACAGCCUCCAUCAUAUCCCUUGGCCGUGCGAAGUCCAUAUCUAUCUGCGUGGAUCCCUGGUAGUGAAGCCGCAUCACUUUCUAGCAACAAUGCACAGUUCUGGGCAGGCAACAAAUUGACCUGGUCGGUGAUUGCACGCGUGAAUGGCAGCACGUACAAUCUGUUCGGCGUAGCCAGUCCCCCCGAAGGCACCACAUCGGCCACCGUGACCGAGGCCACAUAUACCUCGACCCAUUCGACCUUUGUCGUGACUGCUGGAUCGCGACAGUUCACGCUCGAUUUCUUCUCGCCCGUUUCACCCAAGAACUAUCUCCGCCAGUCACUGCCCUUUUCAUACCUGACGGUGACCCUGGCCGCCGGCGAUUCCAGCUCGGUCCAGAUUUAUUCCGAUAUUGACUCGAAAUGGACGGGUCAGACCAGCGAUUCGACUUGGAGCCAUACCACGAGCGGAUCGGCGAGUGUGUUCCAGAUCUCAGGCGUUGGUGCGGCGACGUAUGCGCAGAACAGCGACGGCCAAGCUCUGUGGGGCAGCGCGGUCUACGCCACGUCAGGCACAUCACUCUCCACUCAGUCCGGCCCCAUCUCCACUGUCCGAAAGCAGUUUGUCAACAACGGUACCCUCAGUGAUUCCUAUGCUGACUGGACUCCGGGCGGUGUUGUGGCAUUUUCGCACAACCUGGGAACCACCGCGGAUGAAACCGCGGUAACCUUUGCAAUUGGUCACGUGCGAGAGGAGUCGAUCAACUAUUUGGGCGCGGCUCAAACCGGUUAUUAUCGUGCGACAUACAAGGAAACCCCCGCUGCUGUGGCUUACUUCCUCGAGGACUACGAUGAUGCCAACACCGAGUCCACCAAGCUCGAUGACUUAGUCCAGUCGACCGGUAUAUCCAGCUAUGGAACCAACUACUCCGACAUUUUGGCUCUCUCGGUGCGCCAGACCUACGGGGGAAUCGAGAUCACCAUCCCCAACGAAUCGCUGGAUACUAGCGACACGCGUGCCUUCAUCAAGGAGAUCUCCAGUGAUGGCAACAUCAACACCGUCGAUGUGAUCUACGCCACCUUCCCAAUUUUCUACAUUCUCAGUCCCGAGUACCUCAAACUACUCCUCGCUCCCAUCUUUGAUUAUAUGGCUACCUCUGCCUAUACCAAAAACUAUGCGGUGCAUGAGAUUGGAGCCAACUACCCGAAUGCAACCGGACAUCCGGCCGAUGGCGAAGAAAUGCCCAUUGAAGAGAGCGGCAACGUGAUAUUCCUUGCCUACGCUUAUCAGAAAGCCACGGGCAACACCGACUUUGCGAAUACAUACGCUGCCCAGCUCAAGACAUACGCCACCUACUUGCAGGACAAUGGCCUCUAUCCCGCUGCGCAGCUGUCGCUUAACGAUGCUCUGGGUGCGCUCGCCAACCAGACUAACCUGGCAAUCAAGGCUGCCGUGGGCUUGGCAACAUAUGGUGCUCUCAUUGGAGACGCAAGCUACACCACCGUGGGUAAAGAGUGGGGUGACAAGAUCUGGACGGACCACCUCGGGACCGAUGCCAACGGGACCCGCUUCCUGAUUCAGUAUGGGAUCACCCCCUGGUUCCUGGUUUACAACCACUACCCAGAUCUUUUGUUCGGCCUGGACGCCUUCCCUGAUGAGGCUUAUAACGCGACGACUAAUUUUUAUCCGACCGUUCGCGAGACGGCCGGUGUCCCCUUGGAUGGCUCCCUUGGCUGGGGCCAGACAAAUUGGCAGUCUUUCGCAGCAGCUACAGUCAGUGGUGAUGCUCGGGACAUUUUCAUCAGUGAUCUGCACGCGUACAUGUCCAAUGGACUGAACAGUGCGCCUUUCUCAGAUCGCUACUGGGUCGAGGCGAGCGGAUCGUACUCUGCUGGAGAAUCGUAUUCGUUCCGUGCGCGGCCCACACUGGGCAGUCACUUUGCCCUGGCUGCUCUGUCGGGAGCUAACACUUGGUCUUCCUGA